This is a messenger RNA of Didymella exigua CBS 183.55, 1713 nucleotides long. RefSeq lists its product as uncharacterized. The record is from RefSeq and is a predicted model, not a curated record. Gene Ontology annotation, cellular component: guanyl-nucleotide exchange factor complex; eukaryotic translation initiation factor 2B complex. The transcript has 2 exons. Lineage: Eukaryota; Fungi; Ascomycota; Dothideomycetes; Pleosporales; Didymellaceae. Bases 1 to 1713 code for a protein of 570 amino acids. Gene Ontology annotation, biological process: cytoplasmic translational initiation. Gene Ontology annotation, molecular function: translation initiation factor activity; guanyl-nucleotide exchange factor activity.
AUGCCCCACGCGCCGCUGCCCUCGCCGGGCUUCCAGGCGCUCAUCCUGUGCGGGCCCGGCGCGUCGCUCAGCACCUUCACGUCGACGCCGCGCGACAUGCCCAAGGCGCUGCUGCCCGUCGCGAACCGGCCCAUGGUCUGGUAUCCGCUGGAGUGGUGCUACCGCAUGGGCGUGACCGACAUCACCGUCGUCACGCCGCCCGAGUCGCUCGACGCCAUCGAGGCGGCCAUGUCGCAGAACCCGCACCUCACCGCCCUGCCCGCGCCGCGCCCCGCCCUGCUCGCGCCGGCCGGCCUGACCCACGAGACGGGCACCGGCGACCUCUUCCGCCUGCCCGACGUCCAGGCCGCCGUCACGGGCGACUUCAUCGUGCUGCCGUGCGACCUGGUGUGCGAGCUCGACGGCACCGCGCUGGCCGACGCCUGGAUGGUCAGCCAGGCCGGGUUCCCCGGCGCUGUCGCCGGCGAGCAUGCGGCUGGCCGCAGGACGGCGUCUGGCCCCGGCGGUGAGCGGCUCGGGCGCCGCGGCGGCCUCGGCGUGUGGUACCAGACCAGGGGCGAGGGCAGCAGCAAGCGCGACGAGACGGACCUGAUUGCGACGGCGCCCAUGCCGCCGCCCACGGUGCCCGCGCCCGUCGGCUCGAUCCGCCGCGACAUGGCCAACCUCGUCUACUCGGUGCCCACCGACACGCUCAACGACAUCACCGACGCCCACAAGACGCUGCCCAUGCGCCACUCGCUCAUGCGCAAGCACGCCCGCGUGCGUCUGCUGACCACCCACCGCGACGCCCACCUCUACCUGUUCCCCUACUGGGUCGCCGAGAUGAUGCGCAACAACGACGCCCUCGAGAACAUUAGCGAGGACGUGCUGGGCUGGUGGGCAAAGGCCGGCUGGCAGGACGGCCUGGCCGACAAGCUCGGCCUGCGCGACAUCUUCCAGGGCGCCGACGACGCCAGCUCCGAGGGCUCGCAGGUCGCCGACGAGGAAAUCGACGUGUCCCGGUACAGCAGCACCUGCGCGCCCGGCGCCGCAAACGGGGCCGCAAACGGGGCCGCAAACGGGGCCGGCGCGCCCUCGAUCCUCGCCUCGCGCGUCCUCGGCUCGUCCGCCAUACCCGCGAGCGCAAAGGCGCUCGCCGCACGGCCCAAGCUCACCGUCCCGCCCAUGCUCGCCUACGUCCAGCCCGCGACGCCCACCGCCCCGCUCAUCCGCCGCGUCGACACGGCCCACCUGCUGCUCACCGUGUCGCUGCGCCUCGCCAAGCUGCCCGAGAACAGCAGCUCGCCGUUUGGGUUUGCGAGCAAAAUCGCGCCGUCGACGGCCCACUCGAUGCCCAAAAAGUGCCGCGUCGAAGCCGACAACAGCCUGCUGGCCGACAACGUCGACGUGGCCGAGAAGACCAACAUCAAGGAGUCCGUCAUCGGCUCCAACUGCCGCAUCCGCGAGGGCGCCCGCCUGCUGCGCUGCCUGCUCAUGGACGGCGUCGACGUCGGCGCCAACGUCCAGCUCACCGACUGCAUCCUGGGGCGCCGCUGCAGGAUCGAGGGCGGCAGCGCGAGGGACGACGACAAGACGGUGCUCAAGGACUGCGAGGUCCAGGACGGCCAGGUCGUCGAGUGGGGCACCGAGAGCAAGGGCGAAAAGUUUAUGCGCUUCAGCGAGGAGGGCGAGUUUGGCGGCCAUGAGGGGGCCGCGGGUGAGGUGGAGGUGUAG